This is a messenger RNA of Prorocentrum cordatum, 380 nucleotides long. NCBI's taxonomy places the organism in Eukaryota, Dinophyceae, Prorocentrales, Prorocentraceae. The record is from the annotation of a GenBank genome assembly.
AUGCCGGACGUGAUUACGGGGCUCCCCGCGCCCCGGCUCCUGCACCACGUGCCGCCGGGAUUUGCUGCCGGGAUUGGCGAGCUUCUUCGCGACGCGAUGCGCGCCCACGCUGACGCCGAGUUCGCGGCCAGCCCCCACCCGUCGUGCGAGGCCCUGGAGAAGACGAGCCUAUACGCCGAGCUGCUGGCCCUGCAGUCCUCCAGCAAUGAACGCAUGAUGGGCCAGUACAUCCAGUCUGUCCUAAUGGACCAGGGCGGCGACGAGUGGAUCUUCAUCAGGGACGCUUCGAAGGUGAAGGAUGGGGGCCUGGACGCGGCCAAAAGCAUCUUGUUGGGGCAAGUCUCAGCCCGCCUGGACGAGACUACUUCGGAGCAGAUGCA